Molecule: messenger RNA, 3424 nt
Organism: Phycodurus eques (leafy seadragon)
Lineage: Eukaryota; Metazoa; Chordata; Actinopteri; Syngnathiformes; Syngnathidae
Gene: pheta1
Product: PH domain containing endocytic trafficking adaptor 1
Exons: 3
Coding region: 314-1147 (277 amino acids)
Biological process (GO): endosome organization; receptor recycling; retrograde transport, endosome to Golgi
Cellular component (GO): early endosome; trans-Golgi network; recycling endosome
Source: RefSeq, a predicted model, not a curated record
GGGAAGAAAGUCCAUCUCCAAUCCCCGCCCACCUAACUGGCCGCCUCAACACAACACAACACAACACAAGCGCUUCUUUUUUGGGUCACGUGACAUCGGGAAAAAAUGGGAGCAAGAAGAAGGCGGAUAAAAGAUGGACCCACUGCGACGACUUGCUCCAGAACAAACAUCUUUGCUUAGCGGGGGGAUUUUGAAAAUGGCCUAAAAGAUGAGCUACGACAUGUGGACGUUUGGAAAUGAAUGAGCUUGCAGCGGCGAUGGAAACAAGAGACCACGUACAUAUGAUUUAAUCAUCCGCCGAGGAAGCGUGAAGAUGAAGCUGAACGAACGCAGCGUGGCCCACUACGCCACGUGCGACUCGCCGCCCGACAAGACGGGCUUCCUGUUCAAGAAGGGAGAGCGCAACACGGCGUACCACCGCCGCUGGUUCGUCCUCAAGGGCAACAUGCUCUUCUACUUCGAGGAGCGCGACGGCCGCGAGCCCAUCGGCGUCAUCAUUCUGGAGGGCUGCACCGUGGAGCUGUGCGAGUCGGCCGAGGAGUUCGCCUUUGCCGUCAAGUUCGACUGCGCACGGGCUCGCGUGUACAAGAUGGCAGCCGACAGCCAAGCGGCAAUGGAGUCGUGGGUCAAGGCAUUGUCGCGGGCCAGCUUCGACUACAUGAGACUGGUGGUCAAGGAGCUGGAGAGGCAGCUGGAGGAGAUCCAGGAGGCGGCCGGUGGAGGCCUACAGGGCAGGCCCAGGGCAUCCAAGCGAACGUCCAAAUCCAGAUUGUCGUCGUCGUCGUCCUCCUUGUCGUCGACGUCGUCCAGCUCUGGACAAAAGAACCACCAGGAUGAGGUCCAGCUCAUGUCCGGAGGUCCCAAGGAGAACGGUGUUGCCUGGAGCAAACCGCACCCCGUCUUGGCUAACGGUUCGUCUGAGGGGGCGUCUUCCUGCGUGGCCUGGGAAUGCGGGGCCGACUCCCUAAAUAACGGCUUGACAGCUCACGGGACCAACGGAGUCAGGGCUCCCCCGGUGCCCCCCAGAAGAAGAGGAGCGUCUCUCGAGAGCCCCUUCUCCCCCGUCACCGGAUGCUUCUCCAAGCUCCACGACUGGUACGGACUCGAGGUGGAGGAGCUGAGGGCCCAGUGGCUUCAAAGUCAGUGAACCCCUGGAGACGGAUCAAAUUUUCCAAGAUUAGAUCAUUCCGUUGUUCCGUUUUCCAGGGUUGAGGCGGAGACUGGAGGUGAUCCCCGAUGACUUACUGCUAAAAGCAGACUACACCCUGGAAGUUUGAAAUUCUGAUCACAAGCCACUUUUUAUACUGUCUGUAGAAGCCAGCAGUUUCCCAUUUUGUCGCUGUUCUGCAUUAACCACAACCGCAGAAUGGAGGAAUGAAGUCGACUCCAGCAUUUUUCUGCCUUUGGAGGUUGUAACCACAUUUAUGCUGCUUGCAAAAGAUGGCAUUUUGCUGCCUUUUUUCAGUGUCACCGUUUUGUCCAAACAGCACAGACACGGAAUGGGGUUUAAAGUCAUCCCAGGAAUUUCGCGCCUUUUGGAAGUGGUAGUCAGUUUUACACCAACUGUGCAAAAGCAGGUAUUUUUCUACCUUUUUGUGUCGCUGUUCUUUAUAAAUGGCACCGAAAUGAAAUAGUGGGGAGCAAAGUCAACCUGGCAUUUCCUUGUAAAUAGUCAUGCCUUUGUUAUGUAUAUGACACAGGCACGCCAUGGGAGUAUGAAGCAAUUUCAGCAUUUUUCCAUCUUUUUUAUUUUACUAGUUUCUGUGUAAACAGCACCGACACAGACUGGGGAGAAGUUGACCUGGCAAUUUUUUUGCUGUAUGGCGGUAGGAACCACUUUUACACUGGCUGUAAAAGCAGACAUUUUCCUGACUUUUUUUUCUCCAGUGUCACUGUUCUAUAUAAAUGGGAUCAAUACAGAAUGGGGAGAACAAAGUCGACUCAGCACUUUUCAGCCUUUUGAGAUUGUAGUCACUUUUUUCCACUGUCUGUGAGGGAAUUUUAUAAUAGUGGGACCAGAGUUUGAAGUUUAACACACACAACUAAUUUGUCCCUCCCUGUUGUGCAGUCCAAUGAAAUAUCAGACGUCAUCAAUUGAUCCAGCUGCAAUACGCUGCAGGGUUGGGGAUCGUUUGAAUUUGAGCGAUUCCGGUCCCGAUCCCGGUUCCUUAUUCCGGUUCCAAAUGAUUCUCGAUUCUGAUUCUUUUAGGGGGCUGGGCCAAAAAAGUUUGCGUGGUUUAAGUAAAGGGUGUCCAAAAUAUCAACAUCCAUUUUCUUAGCACCCCGCAGCAUAGACUAAAACAUUUGACUCCUGGUUCUUUAUAACCAGUAUCAUUAUGAAACCUAUGAACUAAAAGCCAAUGUGUGUGGAGCUAACCCAAUUUACUUAAUAUUCAUUAAUUAAUGUUUCAGCCGCCGGCACGGUCUUCGACUGGUUAGCAGAUCUGCCUCACAGUUCUGGGGACCGGGGUUCAAAUCCCGACCCCGCCUGUGUGGAGUUUGCAUGUUCUCCCGUGCCUGGGUGGGUUUUCUCCGGGCACUCCGGUUUCCUCCCACAUGCUAGGUGUGAAUGUGAGUGCGAAUUGUUGUUUGUCUCUAUGUGCCCUGCGAUAGGCUGGCGACCGGUUCAGGGUGUACCCCGCCUGAAGAUAGCUGGGAUAGGCUCCAGCAGCCUGCGACCUUCGUGAGGAUAAGCGGUAAAGAAAAUGAAUGGAUGCAUUAUGUUUCUGACGAAACUCAGCAUUUUGGCACAAAAAGUAAAUGACACCGAUGAUUUUUUUAAAUGAUUUUUUGAUUUUUGAUUUAUGAAUCGGACCAAAUGCUAUCAAACAUUCAUUCCUUUCCUCCUUUGCACAAUAUAAUCUUAUUCCAAGUGUUGCACUGAGGCGACUGAUCAUUAAUUUGAACAAAGUUAAGACGCACUUUUGUUCGGUGCUGUCGCCGUUGGUCACAAGCACGUCUUCGUUCUUCGUCGUAGGUUUUCGCCACUUCUUGUUCAGGAUCGCCGGACUAGGCAUCGAAACUGGGAACCAAAACUUUUAAAGUUGAACAAUUCCGCCAGAGCCGCAACAUUAGUCCCGGUUCAAAUCGAUUCUCGAUGCCCAACCAUAGUAUGCUGUGUGAAAUAUCCUGCUUCCUUUGAUUCUGUGUAAAGGCGGUAAAAUGCCGGUUCUUAGGUUAUGGGCUCUGAUCCGUGAACGUGGCUCCAGUGUCAUUGGAAGUGCCAACUGAGCAAUCAAGUCCAGUGAACUACGUAAAAAAAUUUACAAUACCAAUGGCGACUACAUCAUUCCUUGGCAACAAAUUCUUUGUUUUAUUAAUCAGUGAGGACAGUAUUUGUGAUUGAUUGUGCAUCCUGUCUGGCACAGGAGAAUCAGCUAUGAUGUAAAUAUGGGAUGAUGCAAACUAAAAUCACUUUUUUUCU